CUUCUAGCACUUGUCAGCGGCGUUUUCUACUCUCCCACAUUCUCCCCUAUCAGUAAAUAGCAACAGACACGCUCCUCGACGUUGCAUUUCGCUUUUUGUCAUCAUUUGCCGAAUGGUGCGACUCACUGUUGGUCGACUGUUUUAUAAUACGUGUGCCUCUCUGAUCCGUACGAGUGCCAUCGCCAGAACAAUGGGUGAAGCCCAGGGAUUGACCGACAAGGAAGCAAAGGAGCUGCUGAAGCUUCCCGAUGCCGAAACGAAGGACUUCCUUUUCCAACAAACCAUGUAUCGGAUCAAGGAUCCGCGUGCGUCAAUUCCUUUCUACAACGAGGUGUUGGGGAUGAAUCUGUUGUGUAAGCUGGACUUCCCGGAAGCACAAUUUUCUCUGUAUUUCAUGGGCUAUGAAGACAUCGCCAAACAACCUGCCGACCGGAAGGAAUGCGUUAAAUGGGCCAUGAGUCGCAAGGCAACUCUCGAACUAACGCACAACUGGGGCACGGAGUCCGAUCCGGACCAGAAGUACCACAACGGAAACUCGGACCCGCGAGGCUACGGCCAUAUCGGCAUCAUGGUACCGGACGUGGAGAAAGCUUGCGAACGGUUCGAUCGGCUUGGGGUCGAGUACGUGAAGCGUCCGGAAGAUGGCCGCAUGAAGGGGCUGGCCUUCAUCAAGGAUCCGGACGGUUACUGGAUCGAGAUUUUCAACGCUUCGAAGGUGGCUGGAAUGUAAGACGGAGGAAGAUGCAUGAAGAAAAGUGCCUUAUUCGGUGCAGAGGGAGUUAUUAAUGGUUCAUUCUUUGCGAGCAGAGGAAAAAGUGUUUGGACACUACCGAUUUUUUUUUCGUAUAUGUGGCCGUGUUUUAAAUGCAUGAGUCAGUUAUUUAUUCGUUCUUUUCGUCACGAUUUUAACUAUUUAAGAAUAAAUGGAGGAGAGAAGCAAUCGAAA
Aedes aegypti (yellow fever mosquito) is the source of this 946-nucleotide messenger RNA. RefSeq names its product lactoylglutathione lyase (gene Glo1). The coding region runs from base 113 to 730 and encodes 205 amino acids. Gene Ontology annotation, molecular function: metal ion binding; lactoylglutathione lyase activity. NCBI's taxonomy places the organism in Eukaryota, Metazoa, Arthropoda, Insecta, Diptera, Culicidae. The transcript is spliced from 5 exons. The record is from RefSeq and is a predicted model, not a curated record.